AUGCAAGCCAGAACACAACUCCUAAGAACUGCUUCCCGGCGUCUUGCGGCCGCUGAGAGGGGCGCUUUGCGACAACGCCAAUUUCCAAGCGCCCUCAUAGUUACCCCGCGACUAACGGCGGCAGCAAAUUCUCUACGCAUCCUACCGAUCGUUACGUCUCGAGGAUAUUCCAAUGGCAGGCCACACCCACCUGGCGGCACCCACCGGAUGAACCUCGGAGGCGAACCUGAGAAACCGGCGCUUGAACAAUAUGGAGUCGAUUUGACGGCGAGGGCGAAGGCGGGAAAGCUGGAUCCUGUUAUCGGCAGGUCGGCUGAGAUACAGCGCACCAUACAAAUUCUCUCUCGCCGAACUAAAAACAAUCCUGUGCUCAUUGGAAGCGCCGGUGUUGGCAAGACUGCCGUUCUUGAAGGGCUGGCCCUCGAGAUCGUGCGGGGGGCUGUUCCAGAGAGUAUCAAGAAUAAGAGGGUCAUCACCCUUGAUUUAGGCUCUCUUAUCGCCGGCGCAAAAUUCAGGGGCGACUUCGAGGAACGGCUAAAGAAGGUGCUCACCGAGGUCCAACAAGCGAACGGCGAGGUUAUCCUCUUCAUCGACGAGCUUCACACUCUUCUCGGACUGGGCAAGGCCGAGGGUUCCAUCGACGCAUCGAAUCUCUUGAAGCCUGCUCUCUCGCGGGGAGAACUGCAAUGCUGCGGCGCCACGACUCUUGCCGAGUACCGCCAAAUUGAGAAGGACGUUGCUCUAGCCCGGCGGUUCCAACCGAUUUUGGUUGGUGAGCCAACGGUACAAGAUACGAUUAGUAUCCUCCGUGGUAUCAAGGAAAAAUAUGAGGUCCACCACGGCGUCCGCAUCACCGACGGGGCGCUCGUUGCCGCUGCAACCUACUCGAACCGCUACAUCACCGAUCGCUUCCUCCCCGACAAAGCAAUCGAUCUAAUGGACGAAGCUGCUAGCUCGCUGAGAUUACAACAAGAGAGCAAGCCCGAAGAUAUUCUAAGCCUCGAUCAGAAGAUCAUGACGAUCCAAAUCGAACUUGAGAGCCUACGGAAAGAAAAGGAUAUCGCAAGCAAGGAACGGCGUGAGAAACUCGAGGCCGACCUGAAGAAGUGCCAGGAAGAGGAACAGGCUCUGACGGACAAGUGGGAGAGAGAAAAGGCUGAAAUCGACGCCAUCAAGCAAACGCAAGCCGAGCUCGAUAGAGCCCGGGUUGAGCUAGAGAUGGCGCAGAGAGAUGGCAACUUCGCAAAGGCGUCCGAGUUGAGAUUUGGCACCAUCCCCACCCUCGAGCAAAAGCUACCAAAAGAAGGCGAGAAGGCAGAAGGCGAGACCACUCUGAUCCACGAUUCGGUAACGGCCGACGACAUAGCCAACGUCGUCUCGAGAAUCACCGGUAUCCCGAUAUCGAAGCUGACGAGCGGGCACACUGAAAGGCUCAUUCACAUGGAGGAUAUUUUGCGGGAGUCGGUCCGCGGCCAAGAUGAGGCACUCAAGGCCGUUGCGGAUGCGGUACGGAUGCAGAGAGCAGGCCUCAGCGGCGAAAACAGGCCUCUCGCAUCUUUCUUCUUCCUCGGUCCGACGGGCGUCGGCAAAACGGAGCUGUGCAAAAAACUCGCUAGCUUCCUGUUUUCCACAGAGACUGCCGUUGUCCGUUUCGAUAUGAGCGAGUUCCAAGAGAAGCACACCAUCUCACGGCUCAUCGGCGCCCCCUCUGGCUACGUGGGAUACGAAGACGCCGGUCAACUGACAGAGGCCGUCCGGCGCAAACCAUACGCGGUGCUUCUAUUCGACGAGUUCGAGAAGGCGCAUCGUGACAUCUCAGCCCUACUGCUGCAGGUCCUUGACGAAGGCUACCUAACUGACGCCCAAGGCCACAAGGUCGACUUCCGCAACACCAUCAUCGUUCUGACCUCCAAUCUCGGCGCCGACAUCCUCGUAGGCGCCGACCCGAUCCAUCCCUACCAGGAAACCGAAGACGGCGAUAUCCACCCAAAGGUCAAGAACGCCGUCAUGGACGUGGUCGCCUCGCACUACCCGCCCGAGUUCCUCAAUCGCAUCGACUCCUUCAUCGUUUUCAAGCGGCUCGCCCUCAGCGCGCUGCGCGACAUCGUCGACAUCCGGCUGCGGGAGCUGCAGGCGCGCCUAGACGACCGCCGCAUCACCCUCACCGUGCCCGACGACGUGCGCCAGUGGCUCGCCGAGCGCGGCUACGACCCCAAGUUCGGCGCCCGCCCGCUCAACCGCCUCAUCACGACACAAAUCGGAAACGGUCUAGCCGACAAGAUCAUUCGCGGCGAGGUCAAGACGGGCGACAACGCUGUCGUAGCGCUGAACGAGGACAAGAGCGGGUUGAGUAUUACCGCGCAGCACAAUGCCGAGAAAGAAGAGGCUUGA
Chaetomium globosum CBS 148.51 is the source of this 2391-nucleotide messenger RNA. RefSeq lists its product as uncharacterized. Gene Ontology annotation, molecular function: ATP hydrolysis activity; ATP binding. Gene Ontology annotation, biological process: cellular response to heat. The record is from RefSeq and is a predicted model, not a curated record. NCBI's taxonomy places the organism in Eukaryota, Fungi, Ascomycota, Sordariomycetes, Sordariales, Chaetomiaceae. Gene Ontology annotation, cellular component: cytoplasm; mitochondrial matrix. Bases 1 to 2391 code for a protein of 796 amino acids. The transcript has a single exon.